AUGCUUGCAUCGAUAGCGAGGUUCACAGAUGAUGCUGCAGCCAUCGAGAAAACUCUCAGGCUGGUUCAAGGCCUCUGUACCACCGCGGCAGCUCUCAAUGAGUCGAGCGACAUAGCGAUUCCAUGGCUUCACGCACGAUCACAAGUCAAUCUAGGCCGACGCUACUUCCGAGUCUUCAAGUGGUACCCAGCCUUUGUCGAAGUCGGCAGAUCUUCUAUGAAUGGCAACCUCUCUACCAUAGAGCGCCUCCUUGAGGUCGUGAAGUAUUUGUUUCUGGGACUCUACUUCCUGUUGGAGGCAUCUACGCUCACGAAUGCCAUGGGCGUGACUGAAUACACCUGGGCUCCUGCCGUCCAGAUGGAGGCUAAUAGAUGCUGGUUCUAUGCCCUGGUUGCCUCUAUUCUACUCGGUGCCUAUCAACUAGCGGAACUACACUUCUCUCCAUCAGCUGAAACUGCCACCGACGAAAAGGCAUCAGGCCCGAAGGAGUCGGCGGCAGCAAGCAGAGCUGCAAUGCCAAUAGCAGAGAGUCGACGCAGUAAGCUACUCACCGACCUCGCCAUCGACUGCUGUGACGUCAUCUUGCCUGGAACUACUGUAGGCUGGAUACCUGCUAGCCAACUCACGGUAGGCAGCUGUCAAAGCAUCAGCUCGAUCCUGGCCGGCCGACGUAUCUGGGAGAGAGUGCAAGCGAAGGCAUGA
Molecule: messenger RNA, 702 nt
Organism: Recurvomyces mirabilis
Lineage: Eukaryota; Fungi; Ascomycota; Dothideomycetes; Mycosphaerellales; Teratosphaeriaceae
Exons: 3
Coding region: 1-702 (233 amino acids)
Biological process (GO): peroxisome fission
Cellular component (GO): peroxisomal membrane
Source: RefSeq, a predicted model, not a curated record